AUGGAGGUUCCAACAGAUGCCAAGAGGUACCCGCAGAUGCGAUUGUCCACUUUAUCACUUUAUGGCUCGAGACAGGCGGCCGAGUCCACUCGGGUGAGUCUCCUCAACCCGUCCGCAGCACCCGCCGCGACCGUCAUUGAGGCGACUUUGCCUCCGUCACAUGACUGGGGAUGGCUUGGAAAUAGCGUUCACCGCGUAUGGCAAACACCAUUUCCGAAUCCUGCUGAUCUGCUUGGCGUAUCAAAAUUGGCCGUGCUGCAGUAG
This is a messenger RNA of Penicillium chermesinum, 264 nucleotides long. RefSeq lists its product as uncharacterized. The coding region runs from base 1 to 264 and encodes 87 amino acids. Lineage: Eukaryota; Fungi; Ascomycota; Eurotiomycetes; Eurotiales; Aspergillaceae. The record is from RefSeq and is a predicted model, not a curated record. The transcript has a single exon.